AUGCCCCGCUCCACUCUCCUCGCCGUGUGAAGCUUUCCGUCUCGCCAUAGCUCCUGCGCUUCACACUCUGUGUUGUUGAGCUUCGCCUCGUCUCAUCUCAUCUAACACUCCCCUUUGUUUCUCCGGAGGCGUUGUUGCAAGCGUGGUGCUCUGCCGCGUCUUGUUUUAUUCUCCGAGUGAGCGUGCGUGCCUUUUUUUUUUUUAAUCCUCCCUGCGCGUUUCAUCUGCGAGCUUACUUGUUGCUUUCGACUGCGUGAGCCAUCAGCUAUCGACAACGUAUUUUGGAAUUAGGGCGUAGUGUGGCGGGUCAGGUUUUUGCGGCUGGGAGGAUUUCGACGCCAGAGUAUUGCAGGCGAGUGCUAUUGGCGGACGGUAUCUGGAGUUUGGUGCGCGGGCGUCGGUGGUCGAGGAGCCAUGACGAGUGCGUUGGAUAUGUCAUUGGACGACCUUAUUAAGACGAACAAGACCGCUACUCGCGGUGGGAGGGGCGGUGGCGGUGGCGGUGGCGGUGGUGGUGGUCGAGGUGCAGCUCCUGCGUCUCGACGAGGGGGAGCGACCGCUGCUGCAGAUGGGGGUUACCCUGGGAGUAAAACGUCAGGGCCAACCCGCAGACAAGUGAGCCGGCCCGCCGUCCGGCCAACGCCUUACGCGAGCGCAAAGCCAGUCCGCCGCGACCCGGAUUCUACUUGGCAACAUGACAUGUAUGAAAACUUUCUCCCUGCCGCACCUUCAAGUGGCAGAGGAGUGACUGGAGGCAUUGAGACAGGGACCAAAUUGUACAUAUCCAACCUUGAUUACGGAGUUUCGAACGAUGAUAUCAAGGAGCUUUUUGGGGAAGUUGGUGAUUUAAAAAGAUGCUCUAUUAAUUAUGAUCGAAGUGGUCGUUCGAAGGGAACUGCGGAGGUGGUGUUCACUAGGAAACCCGAUGCUGUCAGUGCGAUGAAGAGAUAUAACAAUGUUCAACUCGAUGGAAAACCUAUGAAGAUUGAGAUGAUUGGCACAAAUCUUAUAGCCGCUCCCGUCCCAGCUGCGCGAUCUUCUGGAGCCAUGGCAAUGGUUGCUAGUCGAGGACGUCCUGUUUCUUCGUCAUCUAUGCCUUUUACUCGAGGACCUGGAUCUGAUCGAGGCAGAGGUGGUAGCAGCGCAUUUCGGGGACGUGGCGGUGGCAGAAGUGCUGGCGGUGCAGGUGCUGGAGGCCGAGGGGCCGGAGGUAGAGGUGGGGGCAGAAGCGCCACUGCCGUAGAGAAGACUGUGGAAGAUCUGGAUGCCGACUUAGAAUCUUAUCAUGCAGAUGCAAUGCAGACAAAUUAAGGUUAUGGAAACAGUGUCCAGACGACAUGUUCUCUGGACCGACCGUUUGACUUGCCAUAGGAGUAUUGCACAUGGCACUUUCUUCAGAUUUUCAUCCUCUGUCUCAGAUCGUAGGGUGCGAUUUUGAGCUUACUGGCAACAUUAUGAUGACUCCAGCGUAGCUAGUCAAGUGAAUUCCAGUGAUGUUUCAUCCUUGCCUCUAGUUUUGCUCAAGCUCCACCAUGAAAAAUGUUCCGUGUUAUUAGCUCAUGCAGAAAAUACAGCUCCCUGGUAUCUUAGGCUUCAUCCGACACCUAGUUAUGCAGAGAUUGUGGCUUUAAUGGGGUUUUAGCUUGAUGGAGCCCUAACGUUUUGUUCGCCGAUGAUCAUCUGAAUAUAUGUGAAAAAGUUCCAGUUCCGCAGACAGUUCCAGCA
This is a messenger RNA of Physcomitrium patens, 1725 nucleotides long. RefSeq names its product THO complex subunit 4A. Gene Ontology annotation, cellular component: nucleus. Gene Ontology annotation, biological process: mRNA export from nucleus. Lineage: Eukaryota; Viridiplantae; Streptophyta; Bryopsida; Funariales; Funariaceae. Gene Ontology annotation, molecular function: mRNA binding. The record is from RefSeq and is a predicted model, not a curated record.